GGCUAAGGAUUUGCAGGUCAUGAAUCUCCGUGGUUGUUGUAAUCUAACUGCUACACCUGAUUUCUGUGGGCAUCCAAAAUUGGAAAAACUGAUUCUUGAGCGUUGUUUAAAGCUGAAAGAGAUUCAUAAAUCAGUUGGGGAUCUUAGCAUGUUACGCCUUUUAAACCUGAAAGACUGCUGGAGUCUUGAGAAUUUGCCAAAUGAUAUCUCUGGGUUGAGAAAGCUUGAAACCCUUAUCCUCUCUGAAUGCUUGGAGCUGAAACAAUUACCAGAAGAUUUGAGGCCCAUGAGGUCUUUGACAGAGCUUUUGGUUGAUCAAACUGCCAUAGUAAAGCUACCUGAUUCUGUAUUCCAUCUCGAGAAACUUGAGAGGUUGAGUCUCAGAAAAUGUUUGUCACUGAAGCAACUACCACUUUCAACAGGAAAAUUGGUUUCUUUAAGAGAACUUCAUCUUGAUGGUUCUGCUUUGGAAGAACUACCUGAUUCCAUUGGAUCGUUGGAAAACCUGGAAAUUCUAAGUUUAACGAGUUGCAAAUCAGUCACUGCAAUUCCUGAUUCCAUUGGCAAUUUGACAUCAUUGUUGGAACUUUUUCUUAAUGGUAGUGCAAUCAAAGAACUGCCAGAUUCUGUUGGCUUUCUAUCUAAUUUGAAGCUCUUAUAUUUGAGUGGUUGUCAGUCUCUUUGCGAAUUGCCUGCUUCUAUCGGAGGAUUAAUGUCUAUGAUUGAACUUCAUCUGGACUUCACACCAAUCAGAGAACUACCAAUUCAGAUUGGAAAAUUGAACAUGCUUGGGAAGCUUCUGAUGAUUAACUGUACGGCACUUGCCUGUUUACCAGUUUCAAUUGGAUACAUGUCAAAUCUAACUACUUUGGUCCUAGAAAAUGGCAUUAUAAUGGAGUUGCCAGAGUCUAUCUGUUUAUUGCAGAAGCUUGAGGUAUUGAGGGUCGCAAAAUGUAGACAGCUUAGCCGACUUCCAGAAUCAAUCGGAAAACUAAAGAAUCUGCGCUGGCUCCAGAUGGAAGAAACUGGUGUAGCAGUACUACCUGAAGAAUUUGGGAGGCUUUCAAGUUUAAUGGUAUUGAAAAUGGGAAAAAAAAACCCGCAUCCUGAACUGUCCGAAAGCACUGAAUGUACCGAGUUGACUGCUCUCAAUCCAAAGGAUGGCUCCCAUAAGCUCCUUGUUCUUCCUACUUCUUUCUCAAAUCUCUCUUUAUUACGUGAACUUUAUGCUUCUUCCUGCAAAAUAUCUUGGAUUCCUGAUGAUUUUGAGAAGUUGGCAUCAUUAGAGAUCUUAAAUCUGGGUCACAAUAAUCUCUGCAGCCUUCCAUCCAGCCUAAGUGGUCUUUCUGUUCUCAAGAAACUGUAUUUAUCACAUUGUACAGAGCUCAAGUCUCUCCCUCUGCUUCCCUCAAGUUUGGUUCUUCUAGAUGUUACGAAUUGCACUUCACUGGAAAGUAUAUUUGGUCUGUCAAAUUUGGAGAAACUAGAGGAGCUGCACUUCACAAAUUGCAAGAAAGUAGUGGAUGUUCCAGGCCUUGAAUGCUUGAAGUCUUUAAGAAAUUUGUAUAUGAGUGGUUGUAGCAAAUGUCAUCCGGUCAUAAAGAGAAGAUUCUCGAAGGUUGCUUUAAAGCAUAUGCAAUCUUUAAGUUUCCCUGGAAGUGAAAUACCAGACUGGUUGGUUAAGGAGACACUCAGGUUUUCAAGCCGAAAGAACCAUAAGGUCAAAGCUGUGAUUAUAGCUGUUGUCAUCUCUCUUGACCAACAAUUACAAGAUGACAAUAGAAAUAAGUUUCCUGCUAUUGUAGACAUUCAAGCGAAUCUCCUUACAGAUGACGCGCAUGCGCCAAAACAGAGACACACGAUGAAAUUGCUAGGAGUUCCAAUGACUGAUGAGGAUCAAGUAUAUUUCUUCCGCUAUCAAAAUCAUCAACUAAUUUUGGGCCUGCAUGACGGCGAUAAAAUUCAGGUAACAGUGCGAAACACACCAUGGUUUAGAGGACUUGAAUUGAAGAAGUAUGGGAUCCAUCUGGUUUUUGAAGAUGAUGAUGACUAUGAUGGUGAUGAAGAAUCAUUGACUGAAAUCCAACAAUCCGUCUCUGAAAAACUGGCAAGGUUUUUCAGUUCCUUGUGAUAACUUUGCCAAACCUUUUGUUAUAAUGAAUUAGGAGUGGUGCAACAAUUGCAGCUUGAAAU
Molecule: messenger RNA, 2193 nt
Organism: Telopea speciosissima
Lineage: Eukaryota; Viridiplantae; Streptophyta; Magnoliopsida; Proteales; Proteaceae
Product: disease resistance protein RPV1-like
Exons: 2
Coding region: 20-2131 (703 amino acids)
Molecular function (GO): protein binding
Source: RefSeq, a predicted model, not a curated record